Molecule: messenger RNA, 489 nt
Organism: Thyridium curvatum
Lineage: Eukaryota; Fungi; Ascomycota; Sordariomycetes; Thyridiales; Thyridiaceae
Exons: 1
Coding region: 1-489 (162 amino acids)
Source: RefSeq, a predicted model, not a curated record
AUGUGGUGGGCAAGUGACCAUGCCGACCUUGCCAACAGGACGCUGUACCUCCAACGCGACGAACAGCGUCAAAACGGCGGCUACAGUCUCCUCGUCCAGACGUACCCUCCUCAUCAGCCAGUCCAGGUGCAGAGGGGCGCGAAAAGAUCAACAAUCGUCCUUGACCAUGCUCAAAGCGACUUCCUCACGUUGGCCGGUCCAAGUGGCCGAGGCGCAGAUCAGCUGCGGGUUUCGACAACCGUCAAGACCGAGGGCAUAGGCGCCGAGAUCUACUACACCGCAUGGGGGACCGUGAAGGACAGGUCCGCGCGUAGGACACUCCUACGAUACCGCGAUAAGCUUCUCGAGGGCCGACACUGGGUGGCUGUACCCGAGAAAGAUGGGAAGGGGGUGGUGACCUGGACGAUCUGGUCUCUUGAACCCAGUCCCGCGAAUUCCGGACUGCUGCCGGGGGCCGUUGAUGUCGAUGUGGAAGUUGUACCAGUCUGA